AUGUCUGAUGAACGUAGGAAGAUAGAAGGAAGCGGUCGGAUGUAAGUUUCACUAUAAUCAAAAUCACGCUCCUGUCACUGCCGCUUCCCGCAACUUUACCAGUCCCUAUCGGUCACGACGGACGGAGUAUCAUGGCAUCGGCGUGUACUACACGUAUCUGAAAUUUCGCAAAUCAAAUCAGUUUUUUCUACGAUAAGCCAGGCAACUACUUACUUCCCAAUUGUCGGUGUGCCGGAAUUUUUGGCUUAGAAACCUACCAUUUUGUCUAACUUAGUUAGUCCCUAUGUACCUUCCGCAUUUGGCUUUUUUAUUACAUCGGUCUAGGCGAACAUGCGUUUCUAAUCAUUAAUAAGCAGGCCAUUCAAAUAAUACACUGUUAGGAAAGCGGUAAGCAGGUAAAAGAACCAGUUGUAAUGAUAUAGUGGGAGAGGUGAACUGUGUUUUCUAACGUAAGACAGGAUUAGAUAUACACAUGACAGUCGCCUCCAUUGUGAUUUCUACCAUCAUAGUCACCGCCACACCGUAAUUAACACUAAUAACCAUAUACGCAUGCUAGGUGAUGCGGUUGAUCACUAUUAGCCCUAAGGGCAUUUAUGCAUGUCUGCAAACUUUGCUCUAACAGAUCUUUGUUGGAGCAAAUAGCGCAUUUUACUUAUUCCCCCCCGCAACUGUUAGUUAUACAGAGCAUUAUUUUUUUCUCGCAACUAGGUACACUUCCUCGGAGACCGCGAAUCAACAACCCUAUCAACUACCAUUGAAGUCCACUCGGUACUACAUCCCAGGCACGUCAUUUGUCUGAAACAUCCUGCAUUUCAGAAGCUGCCAUGUAUUUCUCACCCCCUCCCUCCCCCCAGUUUGACAGUUAUAGGGCCCUAUGUAGAGACUCACCCGACUCACCUUAGUUCCCUAUCAUCUUUUGCACUUUUUAUCGAUGUAGCUUUUGUCUCCUAGAUCCACAAAAAUUGGCGAAAUUAGAGCCUCGUAUAUUUUCUUUAGAUGUAAGCACUUUUUCCAGAUCCCUGUAACAUGGUAGGCUGUUCGGGCUCCUAUUAUUGUGCCCUUCUAUGUGCAGUCAGCAGAAUCAUCUGCUGAAAACCCGAACACUUGAAAUUGUUCCUGCUGUUAAUUGUUACAACCUUAUCUAUCCGUGUGGAUCACCAAAAUUGGGGAUGGUGGACUGCCCACCCUGGUGUUUCAUGGAAAAGGCGAAGACCAUAGAAAAGAAGUAGGGUUGCUGGUAGUGCAUUCGUCAGUCAAGACUUUCUCAGCCACAUGUUCGGGUGCGCCUCUCGCCAGUGUUAAAGACAUUGAACAGUUUAGGCAACUGUAGCCCUUCUUGUCCAUAGCCAUCUUUGUCGGAUGGAACCACCGGCGUGGUAGACUUCAUCUGCCUCCUCAAGGAUGUCGUUUUUUGCCGUCAAAGGGCUUCGUGAUUCAGUCAAAUCUCCAGCGAACGUUUCACACUUGGGCGCUGUGAAAACUCUCCCAUGGAUAUUCGCAGCGAUUGCGGUCAUAUCUAUAGCAUCCAUGGAUUUAAAAUGCUGCACAAUAGAACUUUCGCAGUUAUGUUCCAUGUCGAUCGGCUUUUCCGUAGGAAAUCCGGUAACUGUUGCACUUUUAGGUUUGCAUCGAUGGUAGCAUAUUCCAACGCCACCUUCGUGACUAAAUUUUACACUAAUUUAGCCUAUUGAUUAUGUACCUUUUCACCACUUAAUUCAGUCAUGUUUCAUAACGAUUCGAUGCGGUCAGGACUUUCUCCCAACAUGACUUUCUAGUCCAUUUCGAUUUUUUGACGUACGCCAUCUUUUUUUGUCUUCAAGGUCACAUUCUACGGAAGGACCCCUCUCAUCCAAACGGUCUGAGAAGCAUUAGCACAACCUAUCUCCAAUUCUCACCCGAUGGGUCAGAUCUCUUAGCUAAUCUUGGCGGUGACCACAUCUACCUCUUUUCCACAACUGGACGAAGGAGCGCCUUCAACUGUCCCGUCUCACCUGAUGUACCCGAUGCCCUCUGGUCUUCCGGGCCAUCGAAGUUGAACACUUCCUCACCACCGAGAAUUCAAAAUUACGUCCACUCCGAUCGGAAAACUACACGUAUGUCAGGGGAAGUGAGAAGUAGGACGUAGGGGACUUAUUUUUCAUAACUUUUGCUGCGGGAACUUGCCGUCUGAAAACAAAUAUCACCGAAGGGUCAGCGUACGUUCCUCUCGUGAAGUGGCCGUAGUCUUCAUUAGUAUAAAGCUCUUAACACCCUAACCCGGCGCAAGAGGCAGGUUCUUUCAUCAUCAAGAGAACUUUCCUCUCAAGAACCUGCGGACGUAGUCAGUUCAUCGUGUUAAUGAAUAGCACGAACGAGCUUCCAGUUUGCCAAUUUUCUAAGUUAACUCGGGAAAGCCCCUUGCCAUUUCGUCUCAAGCGCUUCAGUCUGUAACGUGGACUUUUAGUGCAUCAUGCUAGCUUCAAAGCGACGGAUCAGUCACACUCCUCUUCCCUUAUCAAAUACAAGUAUCAAGCCGACUAGGGACGAGGUCGACUGUACCGUUUGACGUGUAAUAAGACCUUCAUCUCUCCUGUGCCUCAGGCGUUUGGUCGUCGUUCAGGUCCGACAGAAAAACAUCGCCUGUUUCGUGAACUCAUCUUGUGCAAGAUGGUUCAAUUGUCGAAACCGACGAGGUCAGCCCGUGCUCCGCGAGAUAGGCUCGGGCGUGAUCUGCGCAUGAAUUUAUUUACACUGAGGCAGGCUCGCGUUACAUCCGCGUCACUCCACGCCCACUUUGUUCUGGUGGCAAGACAUAAUCAAGACGACCAAGGAUUGGCGUAAGCGCAGUGGUUAACAGAGCUAAACAGGCCGUCUGCGCGUGCCACGCACGAUCCAGCCCCUAAUUCAUCUGUCAGGUUUCGUUAAGGUGAGUGUUUCGAAUCCCCUACGAGUGGGGGUGUCGUAGAGGCCAGCUUAAGGAGCCAUUGCUGCCCGACCCUCCGUCCCGAGGGAGAUUAAGUACUGCGUUAAGAACGGCAUCUGAACUGGAACGACUUCGCUUUCGCCCCCCCCCCCCCCCCCCCCCCCC
Molecule: messenger RNA, 3067 nt
Organism: Spirometra erinaceieuropaei
Lineage: Eukaryota; Metazoa; Platyhelminthes; Cestoda; Diphyllobothriidea; Diphyllobothriidae
Source: the annotation of a GenBank genome assembly